AUGGAGCGAGGACAAGAGUCUGACCCGGGGACAAAGAGUCUGACCGGGGACAACCUGGCAUGGAGUAUUCAGCAGCCAGCGUCAGUAGGGAUAAGUUGCGAACGGGAACAAGUUGCGGCGUGGGGCGUCACGAAACUACGGGGCCCCUCAGUGCACUUGCCCGCGCACGCCCGCAACCGCGCAACCACGACACCAGUACAACCAACACCAACACCUGCACUCGUCCACGUCGUUGGGCGCUUUAUCUUUCCAAGUAUGCUUUUCUCGAAGCGUGUGGUAUCUGUGGCUGCCCUGCUGGGCUUCGGGGCAUGCGACGCCUUUUUUGCCGGAAGAUUAGGCGUGCCCUGGGCUUCGCUGGUUCCAGGUGCAACAACGGGAUGCCAGCAUCAGCGACAACAGGGAGGGCGCCCUCUGAGCAUGAGCGGCUUCGAGAUGCCCCACCAAACCGAGAAGCGAAAGAAGCAAGGCUUCGGCGGGGGCAGGGCAAAAAAACCUCCGCAGCAGGGGAAAACCUUAACCACGGGGGAGGCGGUGGCGAGACACAUGCUCUUGGAGUACAACGCCAUCAAGGCCGAGGGGGGCAAGGUUGCGAGGUUAUACGCCAGGCUGAAGGACGCCGACGAUUGGUAUCCCGUGGGAAACGUGUGCACCGAGGCGGGGUGGACAGCGCAGGGCGCCCAGGGACAAAAGCGCCUGAUUCUGGACCACGCGAGCGAGAUGUACUCGCAGCUGAGAUCGGGUGCGGGGAAGAAGUUGGUGUUGGAAGCCGGCUACGGGUCGGUGGAGGGGGAUGACGGCGAAAUCACCGUCUGCAAGGGGAUCAAGUACAACGGGGAGAGAGUAGGAGUCGCGCUGGACCCCCUCCCUGACGGCCCGUUCUUUAAGGGAGUGGCCAAGGGCGGGUUCGGCGCGGAUAAGUCCUCCGCAGCCACUCUCAUGGACAAGAAAAAGCAUACCUAG
Ectocarpus siliculosus is the source of this 960-nucleotide messenger RNA. The record is from the annotation of a GenBank genome assembly. NCBI's taxonomy places the organism in Eukaryota, Phaeophyceae, Ectocarpales, Ectocarpaceae.